UGGGUUCUAUCGGACGCAUAGUUUCUUAUACCGGUUUUUGGUAGCGGAAAGUUUACCGACGAUGAAAUCUAAGCUUUUGAUGAUCAUGGCAUCAAAAAAGGUGCUGGGGGAGCGGGACCGGUCUUUCUUUCAUUUGUUUUACACCGUGGAAUUUUUAACUGAGGAGGAGUGUCAAAGACUUUUUAACUAGCUAGCCGCAGGUCAUCAAUUUAUUGAUAUUUUGUGUAUUCUAAAUUUUUCUUCUCGACAUUUAACAUUUCAGCUGAAAGCAAAAAUGACUUACAAAACUGCUACCGUAUAUUGCUGCACAAUAUUUAGCAUACUUAUUAUCAUCAUAUCUCUUGCGACAAAUUACUGGUACGAGUUUGAGAAGAAAGCAAAUGAUGUGAAACCUGGUAGAGUUAGCCGCUUCAGAGUAGGCCUUUUUGAACAGUGUGAAACCAUAUAUUAUAACCACGACACUGAGGUCCAUGAUGACAGUGAGGAAAAAGACUGUGAAGAUUUUCAAGUUCCAGAUAGUGUGGAUGAUUGGUUCCCAAGACGAGAUACAUUGAUUGCAACGUACAUCAUUGCUAUGAUUUUGACAUUAAUCGGUUUCAUCUUUGUGACUGCAUAUUGUGUUACUGGCAAAUAUUUCUUCCCAGUGGGCCGAGUUGUGAUAUGUUACUUUUUGUCUGCGUUGGUGAUCAUCAUUGGAUUGUGUGUAUAUACAAGCACAUUUUACGAUCUUGAUGUGUCUUUCUCCUGGUCUUAUGGUGCGGGAUGGUCAGCAGCAGCUAUGUAUAUCAUAGCCAUUGUUCUGCUGUAUGCCGAUAAGUAAAUGCAACUGCGUUUGUUUGUUGUUUUUGUUCAUGGUUAUUUACAGUGUGAUACAUUUGAUUUUAUAGCUCAUUGAAGUCAAUUGAACUUAAUCUUCUGUUUGAUGUAUUUCAGCAGUAACAAAAUAAUCGAAACCCUAUUUUCAGACCUUUACAAAGAUCAGCUAUGUAAAAUAUAGGAUUUUUAAAAUUUACUAUGGUAAAUAUAUCAUGUUUUUUUCCUCUCGUAACUAUUUAAAAAAGCGAUAACAUAUGAGGUUUUUGUAGCACCUAAUAUAUUUAUAUGUAUAUAUUGUAUAUGUAUUUAUUAUUGUUAAUAGUUUAUUCCUUGUAAUUUAGGCUAAUAAUUUAGGCUUUUUAAUUUAUGUAUUCUUUUUAUACUCUUUGUAAACUUAGGUUUUAUAUUCUUUUGUUGAUGAAAAUUGAUUGUAUUUUUUCCCGGCAUGUGUUUAUCUUUUAAUGUUGCUGUUCAAACUUUCAACUAAGUUGUUUAUUUGUUUUAGGAUAAUUUUUUGUAUUCACGUUUUUGUUAAUAUUUGUUGGUUAUUUUUUCCCCAGAGAGUUCUAACACUGAGCCUGACCCUUGGGGAUUAACAAAUACCUUUUUGUUUAUUUAAGGCAUAAUUUGUAGAUGUAUUUAGAGUAUGUAAUUGUAAAAACAUAGUGUAACAAUUUGUAGAA
Messenger RNA from Hydractinia symbiolongicarpus, 1499 nucleotides. RefSeq lists its product as uncharacterized. Bases 275 to 820 code for a protein of 181 amino acids. Lineage: Eukaryota; Metazoa; Cnidaria; Hydrozoa; Anthoathecata; Hydractiniidae. Gene Ontology annotation, cellular component: plasma membrane. The transcript has 4 exons. The record is from RefSeq and is a predicted model, not a curated record.